This is a messenger RNA of Rana temporaria (common frog), 5330 nucleotides long. RefSeq names its product immunoglobulin superfamily member 9B (gene IGSF9B). Gene Ontology annotation, molecular function: protein binding. Gene Ontology annotation, biological process: cell-cell adhesion. The transcript has 20 exons. NCBI's taxonomy places the organism in Eukaryota, Metazoa, Chordata, Amphibia, Anura, Ranidae. The record is from RefSeq and is a predicted model, not a curated record. Bases 98 to 4252 code for a protein of 1384 amino acids.
AGUCGGUGUCCGGUGCGGGCAGAGCGGAGAUGGAGAUCGGAGGGGGAUGACACGGCGGGGAGGAUGAGGCUCCGGAGCGACCAUCGUACGAUCUACUAUGAUCCGCUAUGUGCGACAUUUCAUCGCCUUCAUCUUCGCUGUGUGCGCCCCUCCCCGGGCUCAAGGAGCAGGGGGCCUGCGGGAGGAGCCACAGUUUGUGACCGCACGUGCUGGAGAGAGCGUCAUCCUGAGGUGCAACGUGGUCCAUCCGCUCACCGCGCAUCCUCCUCCCUACGUUGUAGAGUGGUUUAAGUUUGGUGUUCCCAUUCCCAUCUUCAUCAAGUUUGGCUUCUAUCCUCCUCAUGUGGACCCAGAAUACGCAGGCCGUGCCACCCUCCAUGACAAGGCAUCGCUGCGCAUUGACCAGGCUCGCUCACAAGAUCAGGGCUGGUACGAGUGCAAAGUGCUGAUGCUGGAGCAGCAAUACGACACAUUUCACAACGGCAGCUGGGUACAUCUGACAGUGAACGCUCCCCCAACCUUCACUGAAACCCCCCCACAGUACUUGGAGGUGAAGGAAGGAAGUAGCGUCACUCUAACUUGCACUGCUUUUGGGAAUCCAAAGCCAACCGUCACAUGGCUGCGAGAGGGCGAGUUCCUCGGGGGAACACCAAAAUAUCAGGUGAACGAUGGCAGUCUGACCAUUUCUUCGAUUGGGCGUGAAGACCGGGGCUCAUACACUUGCCGCGCUACCAGUAUUCAGGGAGAAGCAGUUCACAGUACGCGGCUUCUAGUACAAGGGUCGCCUUUCAUUGUUUCCCCUCCUGAGAACAUCACCGUUAACAUUUCCCAGGAUGCCCUGUUCACAUGCCAGGCUGAAGCGUAUCCAGGAAACCUCACCUAUACCUGGUACUGGCAGGAAGAGAAUGUGUUCUUUAAGAAUGACCUGAAGAUGAGGGUCCGGAUCCUCAUCGAUGGGACCCUCAUCAUAUUCCGAGUCAAACCAGAGGAUGCUGGGAAGUAUACCUGUGUGCCUAGCAACAGCCUUGGACGUUCUCCAUCAGCAUCGGCAUACCUCACCAUCCAGUAUCCUGCACGAGUAAUCAACAUGCCACCUGUCAUCUAUGUUCCGGUCGGUAUUCAUGGUCAAAUCCGCUGCCCUGUGGACGCUGUGCCGCCUGUCACCCAUGUGAAGUGGAAUAAAGAUGGCCGACCCCUGAAGAUGGAUAAGGUGUCAGGUUGGAAAAUGUUGGAUGAUGGAUCUAUUCACAUUGAGGAGGCAACGGAGGAGUUGCUGGGCACUUACACCUGUGUGCCUUACAAUGCACUGGGGACCAUGGGCCAGUCCCCUCCUGCACGGCUGCUGCUGAAGGACCCGCCCUAUUUCACGGUGCUGCCCGGCUGGGAGUAUAGACAGGAGGCUGGGAGGGAGCUGCUGAUUCCUUGUGCUGCUGCUGGAGACCCCUUCCCCUCUAUCACAUGGAGAAAGGUGGGAAGACCCUCGUCCAGUAAACACAGCGUGCUGCCUAGUGGCUCCCUGCAGUUCCGGUCACUCAGUAAGGAAGAUCACGGAGAAUGGGAAUGUGUUGCCAGCAAUGUUGUGACAAGUAUCACUGCCAGUGCACACCUCACUGUUAUUGGUACCAGCCCGCACGCCCCUUCCAAUGUGCGAGUUGUGGUGUCCAUGAACACGGCCAAUGUGACCUGGGAGGCUGGGUACGACGGAGGAUUUGAACAGACAUUCUCAGUUUGGUAUGGAGCUCUGAUGAAGCGUGCUCAGUUCGGACCUCAUGAUUGGGUCUCCAAGCCCGUAGCCAGUGGAGCCUCAUUCCUGCUCGUAGACUCUCUGGACUCGGAGACGGAAUAUCAGUUCAGCGUACUUGCACAAAACAAAUUGGGGACCAGCUCGUUCAGUGAGGUGGUCACGGUGCGGACUUUAGCCUUCCCUCUCACAACUCCGGAGCCUCUCCUGGUUUUGACCUCACCCCGCUGCCUAAUAGCAAAUCGGACCCAGCAAGGUGUGCUUCUCUCCUGGCUCCCCCCAGCCAAUCACAGCUUUCCACUUGAUCGUUACAUCAUGGAGUUUCGCUUAGCGGAGAGGUGGGAAAUUCUCGAUGACUCGAUAGCUGGACCCGAGACAGAAAUCUUAGCAAAGGAACUUUCCCAGGAGACAUGGUACGAGUUCCGGGUUCUGGCCGUGAUGCAGGAUCUCAUCAGUGAGCCCAGUAAUAUUGCCGGAUUGUCCAGCACAGAUGUCUUCCCCUCUCCAGAACUUAGUGAUGAAGGUUUUGCUCGCCCUGUUCUUGCUGGAAUCGUCGCCACAAUCUGUUUUUUGGCCGCAGCAGUUCUGUUCAGCACCCUGGCAGCAUGUGUGGUCAACAGGCAGCGAAAACGCAAGUUGAAAAGAAAAAAAGAUCCACCACUGUCCAUUACUCAUUGCCGGAAAAGUAUGGAGUCACCGUUAUCAUCUGGAAAAAUCAGCCCGGAGAGCGUUCGGACUCUCCAUGCACCUUCAGAAUCUUCUGAGGAUCAGGGUCUGCCAUCCAAGAGGCCCCUUAGUCCUGGCCGUGAGAAAGAGCUGUCCUUGUAUAAGAAGACCAAGCGAGCCAUGACCAGCAAGAAGUACAGUGUAAGCCAGGCAGAAGCAGAGGUCACCACACCCAUUGAACUGAUCAGCCGAGGUCCAGAUGGGCGUUUUGUCACAGACAGUCCAGACCAGGAGCCUGCUUUGCGCAGUCGCCGGAUACAAGGUUUUCCAUUUGCAGAGGAAACUGACAUGUACCCAGAGUUUCGACAGUCUGAUGAAGAAAACGAUGAGCCAACUGGAUUGAAGUCCCAACUCACCCCACUGUCAUCCAGCCAAGAUUCUCCACUACAACCUCCGGCCUACAGUCCCAGAUUCCAGCAUCAGCCCUCUGAGGGAAGGCAGCAGGCUUCUGGUCAGUCCCGACCUGGCGGAUACCAUCAUGGUCAUAUAUAUGGAUAUCUUAGCAGCAGCCCUCGUGAUUCUGAACCUCCUCCACCAUUCUAUAUGCCAGAAGUGAGUCCUCUUAGUUCAGUCAUGUCCUCGCCACCUUUACACCCUGAAGGAUCUUUUCCACCCAUCCCAGAAGAGAAUGGAGAGAACAGCUCUACCAGUACCUUGCCUCUCACUCAUACGCCUACUGGGGGGCGCUCUCCAGAGCAGUGGGGAGCACCAGAGUUCCCCUUCGGAGGCUUGGAUGCUCCCCCAUCUCCUUCUAUGUUUCUCCAACACCGCUAUGAACCUGGAGAGAUGAGGCGUCCUUUGCCUCCACCCCCACCAGAUCCAUUUCCACGAGGACGCCCACCUCCCAGCUCCUUGCAAGUUCCACCAUAUGCUACCAUCUUGCCUCUGGAACUCCAUCCAGGAUGGUCAGGUCGGCUACCUGGUCGUGGCCCUCAUCCUCCCCACCCAGCUUCUUGGCAUGAUGCAGCUAUGCAACUGGCUGCUCAGGGCCAGCUCCGGCACACUAGCCAAGGGAUGGGAAUACCGGUGCUUCCAUACCCAGACAUCCCCGAGCCAGGGUCCUUCGGGAUGGAUGCUCGUUGGUUUGAGAGCCGGACACGUCAACAAAUGAGCCCCAGACAGCAUCGUAGACUAGAGCCAAGUAUACAUCAGGUGGUGCUACAGCCUUCUCGUCUUUCCCCACUGACACAGAGUCCACUAAGUUCAAGACAUGGCUCACCUGAACUAAGUGCUAGAGCCAGGCCUCGGCCUGGCCUGCUUCCCCCACCUUCAGACUGCACUGGCAUUGCUCUACAGCCUCCAAUCUUUUUACACAAAUCACCUCCUUCCUCUGGAUCCCCAGCAAAGGGCAGCCAUGAUAGUCCUAGCUAUCGGUCUACCCCACCUGAUGCUUCCCCCCAUGCAGAUGGACGCAGAAGAGGAGAAGAGCGCGUACACGCAGAGACAGCGGUGCUGUGCACUGCAGGGCUUGGGUUAGCUGCUGUACCUGAGAGGUCUGAAGUCAUAGAUGACCGCAUCCAUAAGCCCAAAAAAUCUAGCAAGGGCAGAUCAAAAUCCAGGAAGCACUCUGAUGGAUCCACCUCGCAGGUCUACCAGCCGGCUACAGCCAUGUAUACUGACACUCGCUGCAUUCGUAGGAAGAAGCGUCCAUCUCGACAAGACCCCCUGUCGCGCCUGUCCGCUCUGAGGGAUGAGCUUUGCCACCGCUCGCUAUCCGACGACCGGGCUGCCAUACUGACCAGCACCGAGCCCGACGAUUCCAGCGGCCAUGCCACCCUUCUGUGACCAUCCUUAGAGAGAGGCCUGUAUUAUGGGCCCUUUCUGUCUCUUGGUGCUGACAAUAUCCACCCUCCCUCUGAAAAAAACAAAAACCGUGAGCAGCAAGUUGUGCGUUCAUUCCUACCUCACCAACCCUGUGUGUGCACGGAGGGGAGACUUAGCCUCACAUGUUGCAAACAUGUACAGUGUUAAGAUGGCUGCUGGUGGGGGCACACAUGCUGGUCACAGCUUGGCACUUUGUAUGACCAUAGCACAUGUGGCAGCUUUGAGAAAAAAGAAAACGCCACGUCUCACAGCCCAACCCACCCUAUGGUGUUUUUAUGUGAACCGUAGCAGAGAGUCGUGCUGUGAAUCUAGCCAAGCCGUUUACAUGAACAUGCCACGGCGUGUCUGUGUAUACAUGUGUUUGUACGUGUACCCGCUAAUGGGUGCGCCUUGACUACGCAGUACAUAGAGAGAAUAUUUAGACAUAAAUGAUAUAUUUUAUUGUGUAGGGAUUAGACUGAUUAGAUGUUUGUAUUAUUGGGGAAGGACAUCACUAAAGCUGCUGAAGGACAUCCAUCUAGUUUGUACUACCUAUUCACGUGUUCAAUCAUUAUUGUUAUUUAUUUAAGUUAUUGGUCUUGUGGCCGGCUUCUCCGGAACCCUCAUUAGCAGUGCAUCUCCCAUCUCCGUCUCCACCUCCGGAGGGGCCAGCCACGACAGAGGGGAUCUUAUCUGGGGUGUUCACAUGUAGUACUGGGUGGGGAAUUUGGGAUACAUUUUAAAGAAACCUGUCAUAAGGAAAACAUUGCUGACUUUGAUCUGAAAAUGCUGGUUAUCUGGCUGUUUUCCUAAGCUUAUUUCUUUCCGAGUCCCUAAUGGAAAAGAAGUCAGUACAUAAGGAAAGUCAGAAGUCCUCAUCUGUAUCCUUGUUUGAAGCCAGAACAUCAGCCAAUUGCUGUUUUAAAAAAGGAGAGGCCAUCGAUGGUGGCCUCUAAGUUUUUGUCAUGACAGGUCACCUUUAAACACAUGAAGAAGUAGUACAAGCUUUUCUGUAACUUCUUUUGUUGCCGUUUGUUUUUCUUAAAAGCUUCUCUUUUUA